AUGUUGGAAGAUAAAAGUGGAUCGGAAAUUUUUCGAAUUCUAUUAGCUGCCGAAAAACUUGGCCUUUACGAAAUCAUCACGCAUCUUCAACAAUUCUUAUUAGAUUAUCAUGUUGAUUGGUUAAAACGACAUAUUGAGACCGUAAAUCGUGCUAGUUUUCGAAACGAUUAUUUUCAGGUCCUUCAACAGUUUUGUACUGCGAAUGAUCCUGAAAAAGUGCUGAAUGCUAUUAAUUUUGAUUCUAUUUCUGAGAAUGCUAUGAUAUCUUUACUUAAACGGAACCACUUUGGAAUGGAUGAAGUUCAAAUAUGGGACCAUGUUCUUAAAUGGGGUUUGACACAAAAUCCAACGAUGUCAACUAUGGAUCCAACAAAGUGGAUAGAUAACGAUUUCAAAACUUUACAGGCAUCGCUUCAACAAUUUCUUCCGUUAAUUGGAUUUCAUGAAAUGACAGGACAACAAUUCUUUGAAAAAGUGAGCCCAUUUAGUAAAAUAUUUGAACCACGAGUCUACGAAGAAUUAGUUCAGUACUUUAUGUUGUCAGACAAGGAUGUUUCGAAUGAAUAUCUUGGACCAUCAUUUGGCUUUGACGAUAUUACGGUCAAUGGUGAGAAUUAUAGAGAAGAGAUGAAAUGUUAUUCAGGAAAUUAUAGCUAUGAAAAACCAAUUCGAUCUGAAGGGUAUUUUUUAGUUGAUGAAUAUGAAAUUUUUCAGAUUUCGGAAGUUUGA
This is a messenger RNA of Racocetra fulgida, 729 nucleotides long. The record is from the annotation of a GenBank genome assembly. Lineage: Eukaryota; Fungi; Glomeromycota; Glomeromycetes; Diversisporales; Gigasporaceae.